CUUCUUGGGGCAACUUUGACUCUGUCAAAUGGUGGGCAAAGCAUAAGCAGUUGCCUACAGUUCCUCCUUGGGGAAAGACAUCACUCAUGUGCAGGACAAAGCUGCUGCUGCUGCUGCUGACCCUGGUGAACAUCUUGACAUCGGCAUCAGACUAUUCUGAUACUUCCACCGAGGACGAUAUUGAUGUUCAAAUCGGCUCACGACGACCUUCGAAUUCGUUAUCACCGUCAUCAUUACGAGGAGAAAAACAAUUUGUGAAGUAGAACUUGAACUUAAUAUUAGGAUGAAGAUCAUUAAGUAGUUAGUAGGAUGUUGAGGAAUGAGGUGAAAUCCUGGAAGAAAGUGACUGCAAGAGUUAGGGGAUGAAGAGUAUCAAAGUAAACGUUGUGAAGAAGGGAGAAAAACGUUUUCCUUUCAACGUCAUUUCUACGUUUUCUUCUACGUGCUGGUCCUCUUCCUCGUGCUACGACGUACUUAAAAAUGUGUCGCUAGUAAUAGUAGUAGUAGUACUAGUAGUUGUUUCCACCUCCUCUUGCAGCUUCUUCUUCUAAUUCUAAGCCGCCCACCUAGUAGAGCAGGAACUAGUCCUCGUACUGCUCCUCGUACUGCUCCUCGCCGAGGCCGACAAGAAGAUGCAGGAGCGUUUUUAGAAAUGGAGGAAGAUCAUGUUGAUCACGACCACAAAUACCAACGUCAACAAAAC
Amoebophrya sp. A25 is the source of this 703-nucleotide messenger RNA. Lineage: Eukaryota; Dinophyceae; Syndiniales; Amoebophryaceae. The record is from the annotation of a GenBank genome assembly.